AUGGUUCAGACUCUUGCGCAGACGGUCGAGGAGCGAUAUCGCAUCGGGAGUGUGAAGCUACAGACGACACCGAGACCACCCCCAGUCAUUGAUUUUUCAUCUUUCUAUGGCGAUGAUGACCAUAUCAAGGCGAACCUUGUGGAGCAAGUCAAAGCCGCAUGUCUGGAGAAAGGAUUUUUCCAAAUUACCGGACAUGGUAUCUCUGAAGACCUUCAACAAGCUAUGAUGGAGCAAUCCAAAGACUUUUUCGCUCUACCACUAGGACAAAAAGAAAGAUACGACCAAGGUCAGUUUUCGAAUACACCUUGUAAAGUCCAGUGCAAGGGAUGA
Molecule: messenger RNA, 330 nt
Organism: Exophiala oligosperma
Lineage: Eukaryota; Fungi; Ascomycota; Eurotiomycetes; Chaetothyriales; Herpotrichiellaceae
Exons: 2
Coding region: 1-330 (109 amino acids)
Molecular function (GO): dioxygenase activity
Source: RefSeq, a predicted model, not a curated record